UGCGUGUUAAGAUGGGACGAAAGCUUAGCGUCAGCUAUCGUUCCCAAUGACGACGGUCUCCCCUCAUCGAAGCACAUGCCGCACCGAUCCGCGGCAUGGGGGAAACAACGCAAGUAGAAUCGAAAUGGCUGUGGCAUCGUUGUACUUUGCGCGCUUUAACCCCGUGUUCACAGUUCACGUUGGACUGUGAUAAUAUAUCCCGCGCAUAUUUACUCUGAACACCAAGGGCACUCACCACCAACUAUUUCGCCAUGCCUGGCGGGGAAAGCCCGUGGUGGCCUAGUCGGGCAAUCGCCUUUGUCCAAAGCUUCUUCCAGAAACCACUUAACCCUAACCUCCCCGCCCCUCCCCCAAAGUUAGCCGCCGAGCGUCCCAACCAGCAGACCAUACUCAAGCACCUGCCGGAAACAAAGUAUUUAGCUCAGACUCUACCUGAUGCUGUCGAAGAUGUUCCGCUGCCGUCGUUUGACCCGGGCGUUUUCGACAAUGAGAUCAUGAAGCAGAAGCUGUACCCAUCUGUCGACCCCCAGGACCCGUCUUCUGUGGGAGAGCCGGAGGGAAAUAUCGUGGAGGGAACCUACGUAGGGACGCAGGUAGCGCUGACCCAGGCUUACUCACGGAUAGAGCAGAGGUUCGCCUCGCUGUUCGACGUUCUUGGCAUUGAAACGACAUUACCGCGUCACCGUACCCUCCAGGAGCAGAGAGGUCUUUAUCAGUUCUCGGAAUACCCAAAAAAUGCUGAUGGAACCCCGACCCAGUAUCCGCCGCACAUCCAGCACGUGCCCGAAGACCAGUCCGUCAGCGUGUUUAGGGUCUUCAACAUUGCAGGCUUGAUCGAGACUAAAGUCCUCCUCCAGAAGAUUAUACCCGACGAGGAGGGUAUCCGUGGACGUACGAGAGAAUUCCUACUCGACAAGGCCCGCGCUGCGGCGUUCGGCGGCGACCCGGACGAGGGGGUCACGAUUCAGGAUGUUGUCGACUACAAUAAGUAUCACCGCAAAUUCGGUACGGAUAUUGACCACGGCGGAAACAUCGGGUUGCUAGAUGACUGGUUUAGCGACCGCCGGUUUGCAGACCAGCAAUUCACGGGCACCAACCCCACUACCAUCACGCGCGCCACCCCAGCGUGGAUCGCCGACUUUUGCGCGGCAGCACAAGCUGGAAACUACCGCCGAUGGACCACGGCUCUCACCAGGGCAGACCCAGAGUCUCUUUUCGUGCAGGAUGGAGGUUUCUUCCGGAGAGCCGUCGGCGUGUCGGACCCGGCUGAGACCCUUCACCAUAAGCAGCCAGGCAGCGAGGAGUGCUGGACCGUGGGCGCAGUCAGCCUCUUCCAGCUACACGAGAACGGAAAAUUGCAUCCCGUUGCUAUCUGCAUCGACUAUAGGGGAUCACUGGACAACUCCGUCACCAUCUUCAACAAUCGCAUGUCCCCCAGUGACUCAACCAGAAACGAGAAACAAGACUGGCCCUGGCGGUACGCGAAGACAUGCGCCCAGGCCACUGACUGGAUGCGCCAUGAGCUAGCAGUGCACCUCACGUGCUCACACUUCGUCGAGGAAGCCAUCAUCAUCGCGACGAACCGCUCCAUCCCCAUGGACCACCCCGUGUACCGGCUGCUCUACCCGCACUGGUACAAGACGCUGUCACUCAACGCUGCGGGGCGCUCGACGCUGGUGCCACAGAUCGCAGUCGACAUCAUGGGCAUCAGCCCCGACCAGGCCUACCACUUCCUUUGCCACGCGUACGACACGUACGACUUUGUCGGCAGCUACGUGCCCAACGACCUCAAGCUGCGCGGCUUCCCCAGCACGCAGAAGGGCCUCGCGCACCCGCGGUACCGCAACUACCCCUACGCCAAAAACGUGCUCGCCCUCUGGACCGCCCUCCACGCCUACACCAAAGCCAUGCUGCAUAUCGCCUACCCCACCGACGCCAGCGUAGCCGCGGACGAGGCGCUCCAGCAGUGGGCGACCGAGGUGCAAACAGCAGGGCACAUGCCGACCUUCCCAGCCCUCACCACGCUCGACUCGCUAGUCGACGCAACAACCAUGUGCAUCUUCAUCGCAUCCCCCUUCCACACGGCCAUCAACUACCUCCAAAACUUCUACCAAGCCUUCGUCGCCGCCAAACCACCAGCCCUAUGCACCGCACCACCCACAACCCUCGACCAACUGCGCGCCUACCGCGAGCGAGACCUCGUAGCGGCCUUACCCAUCAACCGGCAGCGGCAGUGGCUGCUGGCCGCGCAGGUGCCCUGGCUGCUGAGCUUCAAGGUCGAGCCCGACCGCAGCCUGCUCAACUACGCGGCCAGCCAGUGGCACGUGUACCGGUACAAGCGGGACGAGAAGGACAUGCGCGUCAAGGAGGCGAGUGCGAAGCUGUAUGCGGAUCUGAAAGGGCUGCAGAAGGUGUUUUAUCGGAAUAGUGUGGCGAUGGAUCGGGGGAGUAUCCCGUAUAUGGUGUUGGAUCCGGGGUUGACGGCGGUGUCGAUUCUUAUUUAGGGAGAGGGGAGGGGGUGGUGGUUUGGUGGAGGGUUCCUGUCGGUGGAUAUCUAGGAUAUUGAGAUGUACGGAUCUGUACAAGGUGUUGAAUGGCGUUGUCAUGCACUCUGCAGUGCAGAGUCUGCAAACACGAAGUCGACCGUUGCCCCCUUAUCGAAUCGCGGCACGCGGCCCCACUAAAACGAGUGCCCGACGGAAUCUGC
Chaetomium fimeti is the source of this 2707-nucleotide messenger RNA. RefSeq names its product lipoxygenase. Lineage: Eukaryota; Fungi; Ascomycota; Sordariomycetes; Sordariales; Chaetomiaceae. The coding region runs from base 252 to 2504 and encodes 750 amino acids. The record is from RefSeq and is a predicted model, not a curated record. Gene Ontology annotation, molecular function: metal ion binding; oxidoreductase activity, acting on single donors with incorporation of molecular oxygen, incorporation of two atoms of oxygen. Gene Ontology annotation, biological process: lipid oxidation. The transcript has 2 exons.